UCGAACAAGUUAUCGAUAUAAUGGCGAAGUGAAUUAAAUGUAAUAUGUAAAUGUAAAUGAUUUUUUUUUAAAUUAAUUUUUCCUUGAUUUUUUUUGCAAUGAAAUUAUUUUGUGUUGCCUAUUUGUGACCAGAUUUUCCGUCGAUUUAUUUGUUUGACAUUUUUCGCAUUUACAUUGCCCGAAAAGUGGUAUAAAUUGUGCCUCGGAAGUUUUGUUUGCAUCAUAACACGGAUUACAAAUUUUUGUUCAAUUUUUUUUUAUUUUGUAACACGGAAAAAAAGUGCACCGCCCAUUAUUAUUGUUGUUAUUUUUAUUGAACACCGUGCUUGAAACAAAUUCAUAAAAUGCUUCGCUUUCUGAGUGGUCGAAGUCGACGAAAGAACAGCAUUAAUGCUCACAAUUCGCAAAGGAAGAAACAACUCGAUUGUCGAAUUAUUUUACUUGACGGGACUGAUCUAUCUGUUGAUUUGACGAAAAAAGCAAUGGGAAACGAUCUUUACGAGCAAGUGUUCUACUCGUUGGACCUAAUCGAGAAAGAUUACUUUGGCCUGCAGUUUACAGAUUCGAAUCAUGUCAAACAUUGGCUUGAUCCAACCAAACCCAUUAAGAAACAAGUCAAAAUUGGUCCUCCGUAUACGUUGCGUUUAAAAGUAAAAUUUUAUUCGUCCGAACCGAAUACGCUACGCGAAGAACUGACUCGAUACCAAUUCUUUCUUCAACUCAAACAAGAUUUACUCGAUGGAAAACUUGAGUGUACCGAUCAGAGAGCGGUCGAAAUGUGUGCGCUGGCGUUGCAAUCUGAACUCGGCGAUUAUGAUGAAACUGUCCAUACAGCUGCCACCGUUUCCGAAUUCCGGUUUAUGCCCAAUCAGACGGAAACAACGGAAAUUGCAAUAUUAGAAGAAUACAAAAAGUGCACCGGACUGUCUCCAGCCGAAGCCGAGACCAUUUUUUUGAACAAAGCGAAACAUCUGGACAUGUACGGCGUGGACAUGCAUACUGUGUUGGGAAAAGACGGCUGUGAAUAUCACCUUGGACUGACACCAACUGGAAUUUUAGUUUUCGAAGGAGCUCAAAAAAUCGGACUUUUCUUUUGGCCUAAAAUUGGGAAAUUAGAUUUCAAAAAGAAGAAACUUACGUUGCUAGUGGUGGAAGAUGAUGACGAAGGACAAUCACAAGACCACACAUUUGUUUUUCGAUUGUACAAUGAAAAGGCGUGCAAGCACCUGUGGAAAUGUGCAGUGGAACAUCACACAUUCUUCCGGUUGCGUGCACCUGUUCGCGAACAAUCUGCUCGACAGAAUUUCUUCCGAAUGGGAUCGCGUUUCCGAUACACUGGUCGCACCGAAAUUCAAGCCACACAACAAAGUCGUCCAAGACGAUCGGUGCAAUUCGAGCGUAGACCAUCACAGCGCUUUGCUAGACGACAAUCGCAUGUCCUACGCGAACGUCAAAAAACUACCGGUACUGCUACGACCACGGCAGCUACUAGCUCAGAAACAUCGCCCGAAUCAACGUCUGUGUCGGUUACGCCAUCACCUUCUAUUCAAACUGUUGUUCAAAAUCAUGUAACAACAAAUACCUCAGUCACACCGCCACCAUCCACAACGGCUGAAUUGUUACAUGUACCGUCCGUGUCGGAGAGUCGAUGUUCCAAUAAAUCGUCCUCGUCGACAGAGGACGGUUGCAAUUUCAUCAAAAUCGGAUCAUUUGGCAAGGCCGGUAUGAAUGGGCUGAUCGAUAUCGAUAAUGUGGCGGCUAAACAUGUGGACGAUCAUGCGUUCCAAAAAGGCGGCGUUCAUGGAUCGUUGGGAAAGGCUUCCAUUAGUUCAGCGUUUAGCAUCAAAAGUGGCUCGACGGAUAAAGAAAAUCUGGACACUUACCUGAAAACAAUCGCAAAAGAAUCUAUAACAUCCAUUAAUGAUGCAAACAAUGCAACGAUCAGGGUGACCAUAAACAAAACUGUUGAAAUGGACAACAAUACGGAUACACUCAAGAAACUGUCGACCAGCGAAAAACCGAAUAAUCAAACGAAACUUGCAAACACCGGUGGUCCAUUGCUUCCCGGACAAAUCAAAUGUAACAUUUUGAAAGCACGUGCUGAGGAAGAACUCGGUGCCACAUCUGCAAUCAAAAUGACAAAUCAUUCGAAUACAACGCCAUCAACGGAUGGACCUGACUCGUUGAACGCAGCUACAUAUGUAUCAGUCGGUGGCGACAAAUUGACAUUGAAUCUAACCGGUGAUUCGCCGUUCAAAAUGAUCAAUACCAACAAUUCAACGACCAAUAGUACCGUGUCAUCGCCGACCGUGCCAAAUUUUCCAUUGGCAUUCGACAACAAACACAAUAUAUCCUGUUCCUCUCAGCCGACCUCACUUUUGAAUGGCUUAAGCGAAAAUGUGACCGUGACACAUUUUUCCGAAACGCACGGCGCAAUGGAAAGAAUCAGCGUUCCAUCGGACAACAUUUUCAGUACGGAAAUCACGUCACCGAAGCUAGACAACAAUGUGCGCGCAGCCAAUAAUUUAAAGUCAUCGGAAACUGUUGUCGUCGACACCAGCAGCACCACUGCCACCACUAGCCAACCGACGAAUCCAUUCUUGAACAUGUCGCCAACGACGACAAUCGCACCGCCAUCGCAACCGUCUGUUAUUGUCACCACCAUAACAUCCACAAAUCCAUUCAUACCCACAUCGAAUUAUACAUCUCCAUCGCUUGCCAUCAGUAAUCCAUUUAGAGACGGCGAUAAUGACACAAAGCCAGUAGCUAAAGUUGAGUCAAACGCUUUGAACAAUCAUACACCACCAGUCGAUGCGAAGGAAGCGGAAAAAAAGAUUCCCGACAAAGUGGAUAACCACAAAGCUCAUGAUCUGGUUUCACCAUGGUUAGUUUCUUCAGACGUCGUAUCAACGCCCACUAUUCUACGUAAAAAAGUUAUAACCACGCAACUAUAAAAUUUUACCGUGUUACGUAAAAAGUGUAUAAGGCACGAUAGAGAGAGGCAGAGAAAGCGAGUUCAUAAUAAUAAUAUUUUGAAAAUUGGUUCUUCUUGCAAAUUCUUUAUUCGAAAUGGAAAUUCGUUCGAAAAAUUUCGUCUUUUUUUAAUUUAUUGGCGAUUCGAUAUUUUGGUGCUAAAUUUAAACAAAAUUAAUUUUUUUUUAUUGAUUUCUUUUAUAAGACUAACCCCGAAACGUAUAUAACUCGAUUAACAAACGAAACAAAAAAAAAUUGUGGAACUUAAAAGUAUUUACACAUUCCGGACAAUUGUUUUUUUCAUUUGAUGACCUAAACCGUAAAAUACUUUACUACUUAGAUGACUGCUAAUAUUAAAAAUAGAAAAAUUUUUGCAUUUAAUUUAAACAUACAACUGUUGGACUGUUCCAUGUAUUUACCAUUUGCCGAGGGAAUAGAACUUUUUGUCGCUUUCAGGAAAUUUUCCUCAAUUUGUUGGGUGGUGCGGAAGUUUUUUUUACUGGAAAAAUGAGGAUUCAUUCAGGUUAAAAAUGGAAUCAAUAUUUUGUCAAAAUGAUCCUAUUCACUCCUCGAAUUCUAUUGCCUUUUGAGGAGUGAAGUUGGUCAUUUCUGAGGAUUUUUUUAUUCACUACGGUAGCUCGCAUUUAUUUUUAUCAUUCCGAAGACUUUAAUUUUCUUAAUUUUACUUUUAAUCGGACUGACACAAUCGUCCAACAUAUUACGACCGAUUUUCACCCCAAAAAUCUUGAUGCGAUUUUCUAUUCCGAUCAUGAAAAUCAUUUUAUUAAACCAACUGUUCCUGAUACAAAGGAAUAGCGUCGAAAUAAUGCCUUAUAUCAAUUGUGCGUAAACAGUCAGUGUUAUCCGUCAUAGACUUACGUGCUUUUGCAUAAAUAUAUAUAAUAUGUCGAUUUACAUUACAAAGAGGCGAUACUUGCAAUUACUUAUUUUGAUCUCAAACUUUUCAGAGCUACUUAAAUGGACGCAGUGACUUACGAUUUAAAACAAAACGGUAGAGACUAUUAUUUGGAAACAAUACAUUACCUAGAUUUUCCAGAAUUUUCUUACAUUUUUCCGAAUUUUUAUUAAGGAAAAUGAAAGAAUAUUCUGGAAAAUAUGACCAAACCUUUUCCCAAAAAUAGUCUUUUGCAGAUAAGAUAGCCUCACACUAAAAAAAAGUUCUCCAUUUUGCAUUGUGAAAAUGGAGACCAUAUUUUCUAGACUAGUGCUGAAAUAUCGGACUUUGUCAUUGUUUUUUUUAGCGAAUUCGAACCUCAUGUUCACUGAUAAAGCCUUUCAGCAUGCGUUAAUCAUAACUUACAAUUUUUAAGUGUGCGGCCAGCUUUACGAAGAUUUUUUUCUCUAUUUUAUUAUCCACUUACUUUAGUUUUUUACAAUAGUAAAAUAGGAAAAUUAAGUCUACAUUUUGAGAUAAUAGACCUAUUCAGUGAACGAUCGAUUUUUUUUAAAUAGAAAUUUCUUUAUCUAACAAUUACCGACGGCAAACAAAAAAUUCAUUUGAAAAUGUAAUAAAUGAAGACAAUGCAAAUGGAAAUGUUAUUGAGUAAGAAGUUCGGUAAGAAGCAGAAAUUUAUUGAUAGAGCCAGAUGCACCAGACGGUGUACUUCGGAAGGUAUCUGUUAAAUACAAUCACCUCUACUACGAUGAGAAAUCUGAGUAUCACCCGAGCAUCUGCAUUGUCCCGGUAGCACACGGCCACUGUACACAGCUGUUCGUACACACCUCUAAAUCAGAUUUAUUUUGUUGCCUUGUUGAUGUGCUCGGAUAAUUUUGUUAGUUAUUUCAAAUAAUUCGAUAACUAAUUGCACUGAGUCGUAAAUUAACGAAUUGAUGACCAGUUGUAUGGAUGUAAGCGAUUCGCCGCUUUGUUAAUUUAUCAACCCGGCAUUUGCAUAAAAUUUAGCAUUAUUUAGUCCAAUGCAAUAUAAUUUAACUUUUUUUUCCAAAUUAAUGAAA
This is a messenger RNA of Bradysia coprophila, 4950 nucleotides long. It is a transcript of the gene yrt, whose product is annotated as erythrocyte membrane protein band 4.1-like yurt. Gene Ontology annotation, biological process: actomyosin structure organization. NCBI's taxonomy places the organism in Eukaryota, Metazoa, Arthropoda, Insecta, Diptera, Sciaridae. The record is from RefSeq and is a predicted model, not a curated record. Gene Ontology annotation, cellular component: cytoskeleton.